Messenger RNA from Ciona intestinalis (vase tunicate), 2829 nucleotides. RefSeq names its product sorting nexin-33-like. Gene Ontology annotation, biological process: endocytosis; endosomal transport; plasma membrane tubulation. The record is from RefSeq and is a predicted model, not a curated record. Gene Ontology annotation, molecular function: protein binding; phosphatidylinositol binding. Lineage: Eukaryota; Metazoa; Chordata; Ascidiacea; Phlebobranchia; Cionidae. Gene Ontology annotation, cellular component: plasma membrane; cytoplasmic vesicle.
UAUGCAGUUUAUAAAUGUGAUGCAUGAAAUAGGUAAUUGACCAUCUUAAUGGCUGACCAAGCAAAGGUGUUGUACGACUUUAACGGCCUUAGUGAAAAUGGCGAAGUUACUUUAUAUGAGGGUGAGAUUGUCACAGUGGUAAACAAGAACAUUGGUGAUGGUUGGUGGGAGGGUGAGGCUUCAGGGGGAAGAAAAGGACUUUUUCCUGAAGCUUAUGUUCAACUGACACCAGCAAACAACCAUGCAGUGGCCUCCACGCCACGUUAUAGCAAUGUUCCUGGUGAGAAUUAUGAGAGCCAACUGAAUUAUGAUAAUUCACCUGUAGCAGCAGCGAGCGCUCCUCAGUUUGCUCUUCCCGUCUCCACAGGACAAAAUAAUUACAACAAUGAAGAUGAUGACGCUUGGUCCGAGGAUUGGGAUGACAACUCAUCAGUUGCAACAACUGUUGUACCAACAAUGCCAGGAUCCUCAAAACAAUAUGGCCGAGAAGCUCAUGAUGUGGCUUCACUUAAUUCAGUGGAAAGCAAAUCAUCACGUGUUAGUGGCUCUGUGAGCAAGAAUUUUAACCGAUUUUCUUCAUUCGUUAAACAUGGAGGGGAAAGUUACAUGCUCGGUAAAGCAGAUGCUAGAGUUCGACAAGUUGACCAGAUCCAAAUAAUAAUGGGUGAAGAAGGUCCUGCAUGGAAGCCAUACGAUCAUAAAUACUCGUGCUCGAUAGAAAACCCAAAGCAACAAAGCAAAAUGAAAGGCUUGAAAAAGUUUGUAUGCUACAACCUUACGCCAAGUGACACUGCUGUAACAGUACAACGUCGCUAUAAACAUUUUGACUGGCUGUAUGCAAGGCUGGUGGAAAGGUAUCCCAUGGUAGCCAUACCUCGCCUACCAGACAAACAAGCUUCAGGGAGGUUUGAAGAGGAAUUUAUUGAAGGAAGGAUGGCUAGGUUGAAACUAUGGAUCAGUUACAUCUGCCAACAUCCAGUCCUAUCCCGUGCUCAGAUCUUCCGAAACUUCCUCACUUUAACUGAGCAAAAAGCUUGGAAGAUGAGCAAGAGGCAAGCCGAGAAAGAUGAUCUUGUGGCUGCCAACUUCUUCCUCACUGUCGCUCUUCCUGUAACCGUGACAACAGUGACCGACUCUGAAGGUCCACUUGAUCAAUUCAAAAAGUUCACUAGAUCAAUGGACGACAGUGUAUCAAACAUAACGUCGUGUGCUCAGAGUAUGGCAAGCAAACACUAUGGCUUGUUUAAACGGGAGUACCAAUCCUAUGGAAAAUCCAUCACCUCCUUGUCAACUGUGUUCAAUAUGCACCAAACCACUAAUAAUAAGAGUUUGACAAACGCAAUCAAACACACAGGUCAAACGUAUCACCGCAUUGGAGACAUGUUCGCCAACCAACCAAAACAUGACUUGAUUCCCUUCAUUGACUCCUUAUGGCUGUACAAAGGUUUACUUGACACUAUGCCGGACGUGUGGCACAUGCAAACUGGUGCUAUGAGAAAAUUGCGCGAAUGUCGCAAACUAAAAGACGAAGGUCGAAUGACGGACGUCGAGUGCGGGGCAGUCGCUGAACGAGCCGACCGCGUUGUGUGCUGCAUGCGUGCAGAAAUGGACCACUUCCACGGGCAGCGUAUCAGAGAUUUCGCCGCAGCUCAAAGAGAAAUGCUGCAAAACCAGGCCCAGUUUUUCGAAAACAUCGCCGCCGAGCUUAGGACCGCGUUACUGCAAUUCGACGAGGUAUUGGACAGCUGAAGAAGCUGUUUGAAAUCUGCGUCAUAUUAUGUAUACUUCCGAUGGCAAGUACAAUGGACACGUAGCAAAGGAACUAAGUACCAAUUCUCAUUCCGUUAUAAAACCGUUUGUUUCGCUAUAUACCUGUUGAACUAAUAGUACACGAACUAUGCGAUUUGAUUUACAUGUUCUGUAAUGUUUUUGUUUAACCUGACUUAUGUAUUAUCGGCUUAUAUUACAACAAGCGUCGUUUUAGAUCCUUAUUUGGUCGAACACAGGUUUACACAAAACUAUUGGCACCACAACUCAAAAUAUUGUCUAUUUAUUUUGUGCAGAAAUUAACUAUGCCCUACUUUAAACAACUUCCACCCCAAAUUUACCAUUUCUUCGAUAUUUAACUCAAUUAGUACAAAACCGCACUGCCAAAAGGUUGGAGGAUAUUUUUGCACAGUAAAGUUAAAUCCACACCGAAUCCAUGCUUUCCGUAACCAUAUACGUAAGCACCCUAUAAAUCUGCACAGUUGCUUUAAUGUUCCUAAGCAAAACCAUUAUAUCUCGUCAGUCCUUGGCGGGCAUUGUAAAAAAUGGUUGAUAAUCGUAACAGCUUGUACUCAUUUCUCCCUUUUUUGUAUUUUAAGUCGAGCUGAAAUUAAACCUUUGUGCUUGGCUAACAUCACAUUUAUAUUCGUAAACAAAUAUCAAAGAUUGUAAAAACUCACUUUUCGAUAACAAUAUUUUCUGAAGUGUCUUUAAAACGCACUGCUGCUUAUUCAAGCAAAUAUUUCAUUCCAACUACAUCGCAAUUGUUACUGACAGUGAGGAUUUUAACGUAUUUUUUCAUCAGCACUUUUAUUCGUAAACCGCAGAAUUUGGCCCAUUUUGCGUCGUGUUUCCUACUAUGCUUAUAUACUUUUGCUUUUUUCAUUAUCUGGCCUUAUAGAAUUUAGUCGAUUUAUUUAGUAUGUGUACAACCCUAUCGGUCUGGAAUAUUUAUAUAAAUAUAUUAUAUAUAAAUCAAAUUUCGUUGCAAUUUUCAUUAUACGUUACGUAGUUCGAACGACUGAACUACUUUUGCCGCGUUGUUUUAAAUAAAAUUUGUAU